AUGUUGGGUUUGGGUUUUGCAUUGGGAGCAAUAGCGCUGCCGAAAGAAGCCUUCUCGUUUGCUGCCCCAUUAAACUCUCCGCGUAGAAGAUAUAUUUUAUCAAAUCGACCAAAUGGAAUCUAUAUGAAGGAGAAAUCUGGAAAAGGUAGCUCAAGUGCUCGUCCUUUGCCUCAAGGUUUUGGGAACAAGUCAUCGUCUGCUUCGGAUGGAGAGAAGGUGGCAUUUGUGGGUAAUGACAAGUUGGGUAUAUCUUUUACCUGCGAUGCACAGGGAUGUGGAGAGCGCGUCACGAAGAGCGUGAAAAGAAGGAGUUACGAGAAAGGAACAGUACUCAUUCGCUGUCCGAAAUGUGAAAAGCACCACAUUAUUGCAGACAACACAGGGAUGUUCGCACACCUUACUGGAGGAAGAAAGAACGUUGAGGAAAUAGCGAAGGAUACGGGUGCGGCUUUCACUCGUGUGGGGACUGAUUCUUUUCAACUAGACAACUCAUAUAGUAAGUUCGCAAUGCCCUAA
Messenger RNA from Chondrus crispus (carragheen), 516 nucleotides. RefSeq lists its product as hypothetical. Gene Ontology annotation, cellular component: mitochondrion. Lineage: Eukaryota; Rhodophyta; Florideophyceae; Gigartinales; Gigartinaceae. Gene Ontology annotation, biological process: protein folding; protein stabilization; protein import into mitochondrial matrix. Gene Ontology annotation, molecular function: zinc ion binding; protein-folding chaperone binding. The record is from RefSeq and is a predicted model, not a curated record. The coding region runs from base 1 to 516 and encodes 171 amino acids. The transcript has a single exon.